AUGACAAAGACCAGCAAGAAUCCAAAUAGAACCCAUGUUCUCAACUUCUUUUACGAUGACGAAGAUAGUAGUGCAUUGACAGUCCUUGUUAAUGACGUCCGCUUUCACAUCAUUAUCAACCCCAAAGACCUUCAAAAGUCGCACGAAAAACCCAUAUAUUACGAAUGCCCGGACAAAGUCUCUGCGUUGUGUAAAGCUGAAGAACGAGGAGAGCAAGCCACAGAAGACGCGCAAUCGAAAAGUCCCAAUGGCAAAAACGUUCACAACGGCGGCUCAGGCGACAGCGGCAUCGAUGUAACCGCCGUUGAAGAAGAUGACACCGCAGACGACCAAGACCAAGUCUCUGUUAGUGCAGGCGUAGAACCGCAAAAUUGGAUAUUAUCCGCCUUGGGCGACAUCACAGAGCAAUACGCGCCUCCCCACCGCGAACCAGAAGAAGCAACACUAUAUGGUUGGUACCACGGCCCAGCCUACUUCUACAACAUGAGCAUUUCCUCUGGCGCCCUGACUCCCGCACUACUCCAAACAACCGACGACCUCAGCCAACGCAUUGCCAACCUGAUAUCGAAAUGGAAAAUACCAAAAUGCUUGCAAAACGACAACAUCCCCCCUUUUCAACCCCAGCAGCCUCCUCACAGCGGAGACGUGUACGUUUUCAAACCCGUCGUCUCGGACAAGCCCGCCAGCACAAAACGCGAAAUCGACAUCCUUUGGAAAAUCCAAGGCCUCGAGUUGGAUAUCAGAGCACCCCGUCUGCUCGGCUUUGUCGCGCACGAGACCAGUAAGACGGAAAUCAUGGGUUUUCUUCUCUCCCACAUCGAGGCGCCACCACCGCUCACCACACUCUUGAAAGCAAAUCACGUCAUCGUGGAUGCACAAGACGAGCUGUGGAUUAUUGAUUUUGGAGGCAGCUAUACCGAGGGUUGGGUGGAUCCUGAGCUUGCCGAGACGCUGGAGGGGGACGAAAUGGGUCUGGAUGAGGUAGUUGCUGCGUUGGAGGAUCCGGAGAGGAAUACAUUUGAGUCCGUGGGACUUGGAACAGGGAGUGAGGGGGAGACGACUUUGUCAAGAGAGGGGUUGGAGACGGCAAAUGGGAAUGCUAGGGAGAAAAGGAACCGCGAGGAUGAUGAGGGUAUGGAUGGGGAAGUCAAGGGAAGCAAGAGGAAGCACGAAGGUGGAGAUGAGAAUACCCCCAAGGAAGAGUAG
This is a messenger RNA of Plenodomus lingam JN3, 1206 nucleotides long. NCBI's taxonomy places the organism in Eukaryota, Fungi, Ascomycota, Dothideomycetes, Pleosporales, Leptosphaeriaceae. The record is from RefSeq and is a predicted model, not a curated record.